Molecule: messenger RNA, 3965 nt
Organism: Mastomys coucha (southern multimammate mouse)
Lineage: Eukaryota; Metazoa; Chordata; Mammalia; Rodentia; Muridae
Gene: Best3
Product: bestrophin 3
Exons: 6
Coding region: 455-2068 (537 amino acids)
Molecular function (GO): chloride channel activity
Source: RefSeq, a predicted model, not a curated record
CUUGCAAUCGCGCACAGCCAACCCUAAGGUUUGCCUUCAGGGCUGCUUCUGCUAAGUUAACAUGGAACAGUUUGAGGUCGUAAUCUGCUGUUGGACCAUUAAGCUUUCCUCUUCACUAACCCUCCAUUUUUGCAGUCAGUAUUUGAGUUCUAAUACCCACUUACUGGGUGCCCUGACCUUGCCAGGCAUAUAUGGCAUUUCCUCCCCUCCUGGAGGGCAAAAAUCAUAAGGUAUGGAGGAUAACAUACUUUCAUAAGUAAAGUCGAUUCUGAAAGUCGAUUCUUUCGCUCGAACCCCUAAGAAAGCUAAAAUUCUGCUACACGUGUGUCCGUUGAGAUGUCUGCUGUAAGAAACUGCAUGAUGACGCCUGGUUAUCCCAACAGGGUUUUACGUUACUCUGGUAGUGAACCGAUGGUGGAACCAAUUUGUGAAUCUGCCUUGGCCAGACAGGCUGAUGUUCCUCAUCUCCAGCAGUGUUCACGGGAGCGACCAGCAUGGGCGCCUCCUCAGAAGGACGCUGAUGCGCUACGUCAACCUCACGUCCCUGCUCAUCUUCCGCUCUGUGAGCACCGCCGUGUACAAGAGGUUUCCCACCAUGGACCACGUGGUCGAAGCAGGUUUUAUGACAGCAGAUGAGAGGAAAUUAUUUGACCACCUCAAAUCGCCUCAUCUGAAGUACUGGGUUCCGUUCAUUUGGUUUGGAAAUCUUGCAACCAAAGCCCGGGAUGAAGGCAGAAUCAGAGACAGCGUCGAUCUACAAUCACUAAUGACUGUCGUCACUCUGGCCGUCUACACAUUCUUCUUCGCCUGCUUGAUUGGACGGCAGUUCCUGGAUCCCACCAAAGGCUAUGCAGGGCAUGACUUGGAUCUGUACAUUCCUAUCUUCACCCUCCUCCAGUUCUUCUUCUAUGCAGGAUGGCUCAAGGUUGCUGAGCAACUGAUCAACCCUUUUGGGGAAGAUGACGAUGACUUUGAAACAAACUGGUGCAUUGACAGAAACCUGCAGGUCUCUCUCUUGGCUGUGGAUGAAAUGCACAUGAGCUUACCCAAGAUGAAGAAGGACAUCUACUGGGACGAUUCUGCGGCCAGGCCGCCAUACACGCUGGCAGCUGCCGACUACUGCAUACCGUCCUUUCUCGGCUCGACUAUCCAAAUGGGGCUGUCCGGGUCCAACUUCCCCGCGGAGGACUGGCUGUGGAACUAUGAGAAACACGGCCACCGACACUCGGUGAUGAGGAGGGUCAAGCGCUUCCUGAGUACCCAUGAGCACCCCAGCAGCCCGAGGAGGAGGAACUUCGGCAGGCAGGCCAGCGACAGCUCCAUGUUCUUUCCCCCAAGCCCAGCUCGGGAUCUGCUGGAUGUGCCCUCAAGGAACCCCCACCGAGGCUCACCCACCCGGAAGCAAUCCCACUCCCAAGAGAGCAGCCCCAAGCUGCACUCCAGCAUGGGAGAACUGUCCACCAUCAGGGAGACCAGCCGCACCAGCACGCUGCAGAGCCUGAGCCUGCAGUCCAGUGUGAGAUCCUCCCCUACCAAAAUGCCCCAGGUCCCCGAGGUCCUAAUCACCGCAGCUGAAGCACCCACGUUAUCACCAGACAACCAUCAGCAUGACUCCGCUACCUCCAUCUUGAGCCUCGAGUUCACUGGGGUGCAGCCAAGCGGGACUGGGCAGCAGAUAGAGCCCUCAGGGAAGGCGACCCCAACUGGAGACCCCAAUCCCCAGACUAUUUCAGCCAGUACUGAAAGAGACUUGUUCAAGUUUGAGGAAGAUCUAGAUGAUGACAGAUUCCCCAAAAGGUGGAGCCUGCCAGAGUUUCGGGAGUCCAGGCACACCUCGCUGGGAAACUUAGGCCCGGAUCCUGUGACUCCCAGGGAUGCUCUUUUACUGGACCCAGAAACAUCCUCAGAGACCAACGGAAUCCAUCCUGAGGCUGGCUCUGCCGUCUCUCCUGACAUCCUGUACUUAAUGGAAAACUUGGAUAAGGAAACAGACAUCCUAGAGUUUAACAACGACCACACUGAAGAAUCCUCUAAGGGAACACCACAGUGCCCCAGGACCUGGUUCUAGCCCAGCUUCCUACUUUACUGCACCAGUCCGGAACCGUCCCCAGAAACUGGCUGGCAUUUAGAGAAAUGAUCCUACUUAGAAAUCUGAAGGGCAUUAUGAUUCUGCCAAACACAAACAUAUCCACAUGGUCUAGCACAAAGGGGCUUUCAUGGAAGUGGUACAGCCCAAAAUGAUUAGCAUAACCAAAUGAGGGAUAUCAUAUAAAUGUAUAUAGCUUAUACACCUAGAUUAACUUUGGAAAGAGUCAAAACAGAUCAUAGUCUAAUCCUAUAGAAACAAAGGCCCGGACACAAAGGGGUCUGGUUCUUUCCUGGCUCCUUCCCGUACCUCUCUCAUUUUCCUUUAGCUACAGAGACAAGAAAUAGACCAUACCAUACCAUCCCAUCCCAUCCCAUACCAUACCAUACCAUACCAUACCAUGCCAUGCUCUGAGGCCCUUUUCUGCUUAUAGUUGUUCCACUGACUUCCCAGCCACCUCACACCCACCUUCUGUAUCAAUUGUUACCAUCUUUCCACAACUCUUAAACUCCCUCAGCACCAGAAAGUUCCAUUUCUCUUCAAGAACUAUCUCAUUGUCUGAUCUUCAUUUUUCUCUCUCCCUCUUUCCUCUUCCAUUUUUCCUCUUCCCUUCUCCCCAGUCUAGCUCCUCCCAUGACUCUAAUCUGUCCCUCUUUCCAACUCUGUCACGUGUUCAAACUAUGAAACGAUGGUACGGGAAUCUAACACACCCAGCCUCCCAUGCUUUCUAGCAUUGCCAAAAGAGGUGUGUGUGGGUUGAUGGUAUCCACCACUAUCUCAAACCUCUGCUCCUCCUGCUGCUCCUCCUACUCCUCCUGCUCCUCCUCCUCCUCUUCUUCCUCCUGCUCCUCCUCCUGCUUCUGCUCCUGCUCCUCCUGCUCCUCCUCCUCCUGCUCCUGCUCCUCCUCCUUCAUCUUGGACACAGGAGAAAAACGAAGCUAAGGGGAUAUAAAAACUGCAUAGCGGAGUGCUACACCACCAAAGGAUGACAUGGUUUGGAUCUGCUGAACACAGUCCUAAACAAAACCAUCCCAAUUGUGUCACAGCAUGGGACCAGUUACUGUGUCAAUCAGGUUGUCUUAUUAUGAAGCAGGACAUUAGAGCUUUGUGGAUUACAGGGUCCAGGACCACACAAUGAAAACACAGUUGCCUAUUGCCUUUCAGAAGCCUGCGGGUUACAUUUUGCAAGCUCGCAACCUUGAAAAGCUUUGUGUCCUGAGCACUAGCCUUUCCACCUUCUUGUCAUGAAGCUUGAGAUGUGGCUUCAGAAACAAGAAACUCUAACAGCAGUGACACUGGCUGGGUGUCUCGUGCUCCUUAUAGUCACAUCUGAAGUCCAUAGAUGAGCUCAGAAUCCCUGAAGGAGACCAAUGAGACCAAUGUACGUUUAGCCUCACUUUAUGGAUGAAAACAAACACAUCAGAGAACUCAUUUUCCUGAACUCACAUAGCCAGGCUUAUCUGGCUCAAGAGCCCACACUUCCUUACUAUACCAUGCUGCCUGGAAGGCCUUGAAUCUGCCAGCACUUUGCCCCAGCUUCUAGAGGAUGCUCCAAGGCAGCUAAGCAUAGGUUUGUGCUAAACCUCUCCAGCCCUGGAGACCUCUCUGGAUCUUCCCUGCUCAGGACAAUCUUCAGCCACAGAGGAGAGCAGAGCUUCCGUCUUUGAGCCCUAGCUAUGUUCUUCAUGUGUCAUUACAGAAGAAAGCUGGCAAGAACCUCCCAUUCCUUCCCCAUCACACAGACCCCAUGUGUUGUAUUGUAAUAAGUGCAUUCCCACAAGACCUCAAAUCUCAACAGGCCUCUCAAGGGGCAAAGGCAAUGAUCCCUCCCUUAACCGGCUUUUCUUAAAGGACUAAAAUGAUUUGCUAGUAGAAGAAA